Messenger RNA from Capsicum annuum, 1192 nucleotides. Its product is annotated as cytosolic sulfotransferase 12. Gene Ontology annotation, biological process: sulfation. Lineage: Eukaryota; Viridiplantae; Streptophyta; Magnoliopsida; Solanales; Solanaceae. Gene Ontology annotation, molecular function: sulfotransferase activity. The coding region runs from base 50 to 1060 and encodes 336 amino acids. The record is from RefSeq and is a predicted model, not a curated record. The transcript has a single exon. Gene Ontology annotation, cellular component: cytoplasm.
GUAAACCUUCACCAUAUAAACUAGAAGAGAACACACAAUCCUCCAAACCAUGGCAACAUCUCAAACUUCACCUCCAAUUCCUCCCAAAUAUUUACAAGAGGAUGACCUAAGUGAAGAGUGUAAGAAAUUCCUAUCUACUCUGCCCAAAGAAAAAGCAUGGAUUGGAUCAUAUAUGUACAACUACCAAGGUUUUUGGGUAGCGGACAGGAUAAUCCAAGGUGUGAUUGCAUGUCAACAACAAUUUCAAGCUCAUGAUAGUGAUAUCAUCCUUGUUACAAAUCCUAAAUCAGGAACCACUUGGUUAAAAUCACUUUUGUUUGCUCUAGUAAAUCGAAAGAAACAUUCUAUUUUUGAACAAAAUCACCCUUUACUUGUCAAAAAUUCUCAUGAUCUUGUUCCAUUCUUGGAACAUAGAAUCUAUGGUGAUGAUCAUGACCGUAAUUAUUCAUCCUUCACUUUACCUAGACUUUUCUCAACUCAUUUGCCCUUUACGUCAUUACCGAAGUCUGUUCAAGAUACAAGCACCAAAAUUGUUUAUUUAUGUAGAAAUCCUAGGGACAGUUUUAUUUCCUUGUGGCAUUUUACAAACAGUUUAAGACUUCACUAUAAAGAUACCAAUUCCAUAGAGGAAAUGUUUGAUCUUUUUUGUAGGGGGAUGAGCCCUUAUGGACCGUUUUGGAAUCACGUGUUGGAUUAUUGGAAGCAAAGCAUAGAAAAGCCUAACAAAGUACAUUUCUUUAUGUAUGAAGAAAUUAAAGCGCAACCCAAACUUCAGCUUAAACGCUUGGCCGAAUUCUUGGAAUGUCCGUUUUCCUUAGAGGAAGAAAAUUGUGGAGUGGUGGAUGAAAUAUUAAGAAUGUGUAGCUUUGAGAAUUUGAGCAAUUUGGAGGUGAAUAAAAAUGGGAAAUCGUCAUUGUCUGAAGCGGAAUAUAAACUGUUCUUUCGCAAAGGGAAAGUUGGAGAUUGGAAGAAUCAUUUUACUAAAGAAAUGAGUGAGAAACUCAAUCACGUUAUUGAACAACAGUUCCAAGGAUCUGGAUUAAGAUUUUCAUACAUUUGAUUAGGCAUUAAUAUGCCAUAUGACAAUUGAAUGCAAUUAUUAAUUUUGAAAAUCAAUGUUGAAGUAGUUGUAUUUGCUUCUAAUGUAACGACUGAAUAAAUGAAAUUGUCCCCAAAUAAUUUUUUCUUGGUA